Messenger RNA from Nerophis lumbriciformis (worm pipefish), 2013 nucleotides. Lineage: Eukaryota; Metazoa; Chordata; Actinopteri; Syngnathiformes; Syngnathidae. The record is from RefSeq and is a predicted model, not a curated record.
AUGAGCUCCAGGCUGUGCAAGACGUGCGGGGGAUCAGACAUCGAUGUGGACCAGGCUCGGGGAAGUGCAGUGUGCACCGGCUGCGGUUCGGUCCUGGAGGACAACAUCAUCGUCUCCGAGGUCCAGUUUGUGGAAGGAAGCGGAGGCGUGUCCUCCGCCGUAGGACAGUUUGUGUCCACCGAUGGUCCAGCCAAGACUCCUCUGCUCGGUACUGGUUUCCACACCAACGUAGGUAAAGAGUCGCGAGCGCAAACUCUGCAAAACGGGAGACGUCAGAUUCAUCACCUGGGCAACCAGCUGCAGCUCAAUCAGCACUGCCUGGACACGGCCUUCAACUUCUUCAAGAUGGUGGUCAGCAGACAUCUGACGCGCGGGCGCAAAACGGAGCACGUCAUCGCCGCCUGCCUCUACCUGGUGUGUCGCACCGAGGGAACGCCACAUAUGUUGCUGGAUCUCAGCGACCUCCUGCAGGUAAACGUUUACAUCCUGGGAAAAACCUUCUUGCUGCUGGCACGUGAACUCUGCAUCAACGCUCCCGCCAUCGAUCCGUGUAUGCUGAUACCUCGCUUCGCUCACAUGUUGGAGUUUGGGGCGAAGACUCACGACGUUAGCAUGACAGCUCUUCGUCUUGUUCAGAGGAUGAAGAGGGACUGGAUGCACACGGGCCGCCGUCCCUCGGGGCUGUGCGGCGCCGCACUCCUGGUGGCGGCCCGCAUGCACAAGUUCCGGCGGACGGUGAAGGACGUGAUCGGGGUGGUCAAAGUGUGCCAGGCCACGCUGAGGAAGAGGCUGACGGAGUUUGAGGACACGCCCACUAGCCAAUUGACCAUCGAUGAGUUCAUGAAGGUGGAUCUGGAGGAGGAAUGCGACCCGCCAUCUUUUACCGCCUCUCAGCACAAAAGCAAGAUGCAGCAGCUGGAGCGAGAGCUGAGCAAGAAGUUGAACGAGGUGGAAGGGGAGAUCAGCUGCUACCAAGACCAGAUCGAGAACGAGCUGGAGAAGAGCCGACCCAAACUGCGAGGAAUAUACGCCGCGUACGUGCACAAAACAGAACCUCGAGACGCGGAAAUCCAGCCGGACGAAGACCGCGACCUCCAAAGCGCAAGUCGUCACCUGGCGCAGAGCUUCCUGAGCCAGGUGAUACAAGAGGAAGCGGAGCGAGGCCAGAAAGACAGCAACGUUGUGGGGAUGGAGCCCGAGGAGUCGGGCGAGGGGCAAGCUCCUCGCCGACCCUCCGUCGCCGCUAUUCUGGAGAGCUCCGCCGCUGCCUCAGACCUCCAACAAAGCUUCCGGAUCUUUGGCGAGGACCGAAACGAGUCAGACGCAGAGAAGAAUUCGGAGGGCGGCGACCUGGAUCUGGACGGUAUCGAUGAACUGGAGAUAGAUAAGUACAUCCUGAACGACAAAGAAGUCGAAGUCAAGACCCUGAUGUGGAUGGAGCAGAACCAGGAAUACCUUCAAGAGCAGAAAGAGAAAGAAGAACGAAUCAAAAAGGAAAAGGAGAAGGGGACCUACAAAGAGAAGCCCAAAAAAACCAAAAAGAAGAAGAAGAAAGAGAGCAUGCAGGCGUCCACGGCGGGCGAGGCCAUCAAAAAGAUGUUGGCCAAGAAGAAGAUCUCUGCUAAGAUCAACUACGACGUCCUCAAAGACCUGAAUGAAGGCGAGGUGAGCGCCGGUCCCCAAAAGCCAGAGAGCCAACCUGACGUUAGACCCGUGAGAAAAAGACGGCGCCGCAACAAGGCGCUCAGCACCACCGACUUGGCCGCCAGCGCAACCGUCAUGGGGGAGAGACUUGGUCCGCUCUUCUCGGAAGCACCCAAGAAGACAAUCCCGUCCCAGGUCAGCGUGGCGGCAGAACCGGAGCGGACGUCCGGCAACGUGGAGAAGGAGGAUGAGGAGAAGGACGAAGAUGAGGAGGAGGAGGAAGAGGAAGAGCAAGAGGAGUGCGUCAGCGCUCUUCAGCUGGUGGAACGUUUUUCCAGCAACAUGGAGGAAGACCAGGAGAUCUUUUAG